UUGAAAAAAUGGCGGACUAUGAAGCCGAAACAAGCAGCGCCAACAACUCAAUGAAAAUCAAUAAUAAGAAAAAGAAAAGAAAGCUUUCAGAUUCAGAUCAAAAACACAAUCAAAAGUCUUCGAAAUCAUCUCGUAUCGAUGAGCCAAUUGAAGAAGAUAAUAAAAAAUUAAUACAAGAUGUGUCUCCAUGGAGAAAUUUGCAGCUAAUUUUGUCUCUAAAAGAUAAUAAUCUUCAUAUCGAAAAAAAGGUGGAUCUGGCUUAUAAGUUUGUGAAAUUGAGAUAUAGUCAAGUAGAAGACGACACCACCAAGGCGCCAGAGGCUGUUAGCUUAGAAAGACUAAUCGUUUUCCUUAACAGUUGGGUGCAGUCAGCAUUGAUUUCUUCUGAGAAAAAAGUUAGAGUUGAAGGGGUUAAGUUUGGUUUAAGUGGGUCUUGUUUAGAUUAUAGAUGUUGGACGAUUUUCAAGUUUUGUCUACAGGAGGGUACGGCGCUUAAUGUUUCUUUGAGCUUUGCUAAGGAUAUUUUAAAGGUUAUACAAUGUGUUGCUAGGAAUAUGGUCAUCAAGGAUUUGAAUGAUGAUGAGUCAGUGUUAUAUUAUACAAUGCUUGAUUGCAUUUCAUCCAUUUUUGCAUCACAUGGUGGGGUUUCCAAUGAAAAUUUAGAUUUAUGGAUUUUGCUAGUUGGUACUGUACUUGAGCUUGGUUUGAAUGUGAUUACCAGCAAGCUUGACGAUAACAAAUUAGGCAUGAUUGUCCUCAAUUUGACAUGCUUUGUACUUGAUCCGUUCACCAAGUUUUUGAGGCUUCAUCCGAAUAAGAAAAAUGGUUUUCAAGAUCUUGUGGAUCGACUUUUGGAACCGUUGCUGUGUUUACUCCAUGUGCUACACCAAUCUGUUAUCACCGGUAACUCUCCGUGGAUGAGUAAGUUACUGAAGCUAGUUGAAGAAGUCUUGUGUCAAGGAUUGUUUCACCCCUCACACAUUGAUGGAUUUUUGAGCUUACAGGGACUAACAAAGUAUACAGUUUCUGAUGAUGGAAAGGCUAAAGACAUGAAAAUAGUUAUUAAAAGUUAUCACAGGCACUUGUUUGUUAAGCUAGGAAGAAUAGUGGUGGCGAAGAAUGCAUUGGCAUUAUUUGGUGCAGGGGAGCUGUUUCGCUUGUAUGUUCAUUGUAUAAAAAGGCAAGAGGGCAUAAAAGUGACUGAUGAUUCUAGCAAAGUUGAUAUUUAUCCUUCUGGUAGCCAUAGCGGAGUGUCAGAGAAAAGUCAAGUUGUAUCCUCUUUAAGUCCUGAGGUUCGGAAGUCACUUUUUGAUGUCUUGGUACAGAUCAUGGAGCCUUUUCUAGGCGAUAUUGAUACUUACCUUCAAAAUGAAGUGGAACUAGGAUCUGUGUUAGAAGAUGUUUAUUGCACUGUCAAAUCGAUCAAAUCAAUUCUUAAAAUCGUUAUGCAAGAGAAAAUAUAUCUAAGGGUAGAUGACACCUCUGAAGGGGCUUGUGCUAAUUUCUUGAAAGUGAUUUGUAAUAAAAUAACACUACUUUCUGCCAAAAUAGGUCAGAUAGUGCCAUCAACUUUUUAUGCAAAUAACAAAACAUGUAAGGAGUCGGUGGAGGUCCUAGGCACCGAGCUUGUUUUGUGCAUACGCUAUUUACUCGAAAUUGAUUACGAGGUUCUUGGCAAUGAUCUAGAAAGUCUAUGGCUUUUGAUGUUCUCUUUUGGGACCCUUGGACACACUUUGAACAACGUGCAGAACAAGACCUCAGUAAUUCCAGAAAUACUUCAUCUUGGAUGCCACAUGGUUAACCUCUACAGCGAACUUCGUCAGGUUGGUACCUCUAUUUUUGCACUUUGUAAAGCAGUCAGGCAUUUUGUAUCAUCUGUAGGAGAUGUUGAAGCUAAUCAUUCAGACUCUUGGAGGUCCUCGUUAUACCAUGAAUCAUGGACAAAGUCAUUGAGAUUGAUAUUAUGCUCAUCAGAGUUAAGGCUCUCUAUUCAUAAUGCAGUAAAGUCUAUACCUGAAGGGCAAGUAAGUCUGUGUAUUCGAGAGUUAGCCUCUGAUCUCUCUGAAUCUCUCAAAUGGAUGAAUGGUAAUGUAGAAAAUUCAUCUCAAAAUGAGUUUAGCACUUGCCUUAAAUUGAAAGCAGAGAUUCUUGGUAUCGGUUUAUCUGAGGUGUAUUCUUUAAUUCUGGACUCACUGAUGGUUUCUACUGGUAACAGCAGUCUUGUUGGAGAUUCUCUAAAUGCUUUUAUGACAGUAAUUCGUCCUAGUAUGAGUCUUUUGAUUUCACAACCAAGUGACGGAGUUUAUGAGUUUCUGGCUACAGUUUCUGGAAAGAAAUUCUCUAAUCAAGCAGAACGCAAAGAGGAAACAUUGCAUGUUCAUUGGAUUUUUGUUUUUUGUUUUCGUUUGUAUAUGUCUAGUAGAAGUUUAUACCGCCAGGCGGCUAGUCUUGCACCACCAACUACAUCCAAGAGGAUGUCAGAAGAGAUGCGAGAUUCUUUUACAGCUUGUUCUGGAAAUGAUUGGUUGGAGAAGACUGAAAAGGAUGAAGGCUAUUUUUCUUGGAUCGUUCAGCCUUCAGCUUCUCUUCUUCUCAUUAUAGAAGCAAUUUUAGACAUUUUUCCUAAAGAAAGUGUGGCUGAUCUUUCCCCUUUGACAUAUGUUUUGAAUGUUAUGACUAUUCAGAGGCUUGUUGACUUGAAUAGACUGAUCAAUUCCUUUGAAUUUGUGAUCAAGCGGAAUGAUAUGGUGAUUUCUGACGAGGAUAGUAGUUCAAGUAAACAGAACAACCGCUUACGAAAACGGCUUUCAAAGUUAUCAAAAGAGGCAACAGGUCUUGCUAACUACUUGAUGGGACACCUUUCUUUACUGAAGAAAUGGCAGCCAAAUAAUAAGUCAACAGAAGAUGGAUGGGAUAUUGCGGUUGCUGCAAUAGAUAAGAGUUCAUUGCCUUGUGCCUUUUGGUCCAUUGUCUGCCAGAAUACUGACAUUUGGAGUAUGCAUGCUGCUAAGAAGAAACUGAAGAUGUUUUUGUCAGUUCUUCUUCAAAAUUCUCUUCCAUAUGCAGCCAAUACUUUCAAUAACUUUGGAGAGCAUAAUAGUUCUAUGAAAGCUGGGAACUUGAAGACAGUCAAUGGACGAGACAUAUCAUUGGAGCUUCUCAGUAACACAAUGUUUUACGAGGAAAAAUUUGUUCGAAAGCAUAUGGCAUCAAGAAUUUGUCAGUUUUUGGAAGAUUUGGUGUCACCAUUAUUUAGUAAUGGAGUUAUCGAAUUGCAAGCUCAACCCAAUUGGGCUGAGGUUAUAAGUUCCCUUAAAUUCCCAUCAGAUCUCCCUAUCAGGAAAGGUUGCAUCGAGCAAGAAGUUGAUUCGUCAUCAGUUAGGAUAAUAUAUACAGCUUGUGAAAAUUCACUUAGUUUUCUCUCUUGGAUGCCAAAAAGAUGUAUAAGCUCUAAAUCGUUCUCCCUCUAUGCAACUUGUAUAUUAAAUCUCGAAAGGCUUAUAGUUGGCACUUUGGUUGGUGAUAAUGACACUCCAUUAUUUCAUGACCAUUAUGAUCUCUUACGGCUUCUCUUUUGCUGCCGGAAAACCCUUAAACAUCUGAUGGCUACGUUUUGUGAAGAGAAUUUGGAAGCCGGUGAAAACUCACUUGGUGCCUUACACUUUGGAGGCAAGUUUCCUGCUUUAUGGAUUAUAAAGUCGUUACUCUCAGUGCAGCAUGCAUUUUCGAUGGAUGGUGACACCCAGGUUUCCGGUUUGAUCAUUUCACUGACUGAUUACACCGCGUAUGUGUUUUUGACUCUCAUCAAGGGUACUUUCAUCCAUGCAAGUCAUUCUCUUAUAUCCUCUAGGAAGCCAUUUCAACUGAAGACUGGUUUUGCAUUUGAUCAUGAAGAUAGUGAUCACUCGGAAAGUCUUGAUGCAUCAAACUUUCUGAUUCAUGUAGCUGAGGCAUUAAAAGAUCACUCACAAGUGAUGCUCACCCCUCAAAGUGAUAAAAAUUCGAAAAGCCAUCUUCAGAAGCUUUCUUCUAAUAUUGCCUGUGUUCAUGGAUUCUUGUGGGGCAUUUCAUCUACAUUAUGCCAUAUGGAUGCACAGAGUAUUAAUCUAAAAGCCAUAUUUCUGAGAAGAAAUUUCGAACCGGUUGACAAAUUGAAACUUUGCAUUGAUACUUACACAACUGUCGUGAACCAAUUAUUGUGUGAGUUGGUUCUUCUAGAUGAUAAACUACUUAAAACUGCAGACAAAAACUUCAAUUUGGAAGAUGUGGAUAUGGAUAUCUUGGAUAUAAAUAGGGGCUUUUUACACGGCCUCGUAGCUGGGGAAAAUCUUGAAGCAGCAUUUCUUCUCAGACAGCUAUUUAUUGCCUUUUCAGUCAUUCUCAAGCUGCAUUUACAAACCAAAAUGUCAUUGUCAUCGAACCUGAUGAAGAUAUUCAUAGCGAUUUCAGAAAUUGUUUUAUUGGAGUUUUCAAACAACACUAGAACACCAUCACAUUUAACUUCCGUAUUUUUGGAUGGAAUUGGAAAGUUUCUUGAAGAAGCGGCAAAUCAUCCUUCUGUAACUAAUUCUCCAUUACCUACAGAUCUUUAUGAAAGAUUAAUUGAUUUGCACUUGAAGGCUAUUGGGAAAUGUAUUUCUUUACAAGGAAAAGAAGCUACUUUAGAAUCUCAUGAGACUGAAUCAAGUACGAAGAUGAUGAAUGGUCCACUUGUAUUCUCUGAAUGUGCUUACUCUAGCUUAGAUGAACUUAAAAUGAGAUUAAGGAAUUCGUUAAAAGUUUUAGUCAGAAAACCAUCAGAUAAGUACAUUUCCUCUGCGAUGAAGUCCAUAAAAAUAGGCCUCGUGGGGUUGCAGGGAGGCAACAUGGCAAGUUAUCAAAUAUAUGCUGGAAGUUCUUGCGGAGGAAUAGUUUCUUCAGUUGUUGCUGCUAGCAUUGAUUGUUUAGAUUUAGUUCUUGAAGCCAUUACAGGUCGGAAGGGCAUGAGCAUGGUCAAAAUGGAUAUCUUGGGCUCGGUGUGUUGCCUUUUCAACAUUAUUCUGCAUUUGCAGGGACCAACAAUCUUCUACAAGGAUUUCAGUUCUAAUAUGCCUAAUUGUCUUGGUCCUGAUCCAGGAUCUGUUGUACUUAUGUGUAUCGAAGUAUUAACAAAAGUGUCAGGAAAACAUGCUCUCUAUCAAAUGGAUGCAUGCUCCGUGGCACAAGCACUGAGUAUCCCAGCUACACUUUUCCAAAAUAUUCUCCAGCUUAGAACCUUUGAAGCUUCUACUCAAUCUGCUUUCCGGAGGUCCUCUGGUGUUGAAGAUAAGUAUGAGAGCAAGAAUUACAAGCUUUUAGAUGGACACUAUACAAUUGAAUUAUAUGCAGCGUGUUGCCGGAUGUUGCACACUUUUCUUAGGCAUCACAAAAGGGAAAGUUUACAGCACAUUGCACUAGUCCAAGCUUCUGUUUCUGUUCUUCUUCAUUGUUUGGAGAUGGCAAACAAAGAGCAAGCCGUGCAAAAAAACAGUUUUGUAUGGCAGCUAGAGGAGGGAGUUAAAUGUGGUACUUUUCUUCGAAGAAUUUACGAGGAGAUACGGCAACAGAAAGAUGUAAUUGGCAAGGAUUGUCGCCUAUUUUUAUCUACUUACAUACUGGUCUAUUCUGGAUAUGGUCCUCUGAAAGUUGGCAUCAGGCGGGAAAUAGAUGAAGCAUUGAGACCAGGUGUUUAUGCUUUAAUAGAUGCUUGCUCACCUGAUGAUCUUCAAUAUCUUCAUACCGUUUUAGGAGAGGGUCCUUGCAGAAACACUUUGGCAAAUCUACAACACGAUUACAAAUUGAAUUUUCAGUAUGAAGGAAAAGUGUAGUCGAAAACUUUGGAGUUUUCCUUUCACGAUAGAUGUUUCACAGUAGCAUUUGUGAAAUUUCACCCGAUUCUCGGAGCUGCAUAGGAUCUGUCAAUCCUUGGUAUAUUAGACUACAAGAACUUGGUCUUCAACGCCAAGAAUCCUUUUUGCCGUCAAACAUGUGAUUUGAAGUCUGAUACAGCUACACGUUUCAGGGGAUCUAGAGUGCAAUGUUUAUCAGAAUUUUUGGUUUUAUAGGGAUAUGAACUUUUUGAUGUAUAUUUGAUAACCAUCGGGUAUGUUUUGGUACCUUAGGUAGGUUACAUGAUAUAAUCUUUUUAACGUUGUCACAAACAAAAUCUAGACAACUUUAUUAGCAUAUAGAUUGACAAAUGAAAAUGUUUGUAUGAGUCUAUGAGAGAUCAAUCAAAAGGAUUUUAUAUCA
Molecule: messenger RNA, 6270 nt
Organism: Erigeron canadensis
Lineage: Eukaryota; Viridiplantae; Streptophyta; Magnoliopsida; Asterales; Asteraceae
Exons: 10
Coding region: 9-5846 (1945 amino acids)
Biological process (GO): ribosome biogenesis
Cellular component (GO): nucleolus
Source: RefSeq, a predicted model, not a curated record